Zasmidium cellare ATCC 36951 is the source of this 1737-nucleotide messenger RNA. RefSeq lists its product as uncharacterized. Lineage: Eukaryota; Fungi; Ascomycota; Dothideomycetes; Mycosphaerellales; Mycosphaerellaceae. The transcript is spliced from 10 exons. Gene Ontology annotation, molecular function: transmembrane transporter activity. Gene Ontology annotation, biological process: transmembrane transport. The record is from RefSeq and is a predicted model, not a curated record. Bases 1 to 1737 code for a protein of 578 amino acids.
AUGGCGACUAAGGCAGAAGUCCAAGCGGAAAAGGGGGAUGUGCAACAUGAAGAGCAGAUUGAUGUCUCAGACAUUUCAAAUACAUCUAAUCCAGCCCACGCUGAAGCAAGCUUGACAUGGAAAACAUGGGUAGUUAUAUUUAUCCUUUCAUCAUGCUUCGGGUUAAGUUUCUGGCCAGUCCCUACAACGUCAGCCAUGCAAACGAGCCUUGCAGCUAAACUCGGAGACCUUACAGGGACGACUGUAUACUGGUUUGUACCAGCUUACACGACUGGGAACUCGUUAGGAUUUCUCAUAGCAGGCGCCAACAGCGACCUCUUUGGGUGUCGCAUAUUCUUACUGUUUGGCGAGGUUGCUGCAGCAGUGGGGAUGCUCAUCUCAGCAACGUCCAAAAGCUCAGAGCAGAUGACCGCGGGUCUUGCGAUAGCAGGCUUUGGUGGAGGCUUUUGUCAAAUGGCAAUGUGCUCAAUACCUGAGCUCAUGCCCAACAAAUACCGCCACAUAGGCAUCUGCAUCUCAGAUGGUUUCGUCUUUCUAAUCGUGAUCAUUGGCCCAAUCGUCGGACGGUACGCCAUCGACAGUGGCGACUCCUGGAAGUACAUCUACUAUGGCGGGUUCAUUGCUCAGACAAUCUCUCUGAUAUUUUUGGCAUUACUCUACUUUCCGCCAAAGCAUCCCAGAGGUGUUCCACGGCGUGAGGCAUUGCCUCAUCUCGAUUAUGUUGGGACACUUCUCGUAGUGCCAGGGGUCUGCUUGGCUCUCGUGGGCAUCAUUAAUACCACUUACUUACAAUCUUCAGACGUCAUGGUCAUCGCACCGAUGUGUGUCGGUUUUGGCCUUCUGGUUGCCUUUGGCUUUUGGGAGACACUGUCAAAGACGAGGUAUCCCUUGUGUCCUCCGCGCAUCUUUCGAUCUCACCACGGCCGCGAAUUCACAGUACCUUUCAUCUUGGCCUUCAUCGUUACCAUGUUCUACUAUGGGAUCAAUAUCAUCUACCCAACCAUGAUAAAUGUCUUCUAUAUCACACCGACCACUUCUCGGUCGGAAAGCCUGCUGUUGACUUUACCAGGCAAUCUCGGUCUUGUGUUUGGCGCCGUGCUGUUGAUCUGUUUCGGCAAUUUGUUCGGGCACUGGAAGUGGACCUUGACAGCCUCGUGGGUUGGGAUGGUGCUUUCCGGUGGAUUGAUGGCCCUUGUGACACCGUACAACAAGGGAACGAUGAUUGCUUUCACGUUCCUGGAGCAGACAUUCUUCGGCUGGGCUCAAUAUGAAAGCAUAGCCUUUACUCAACUAGGCGUGCAUCAGCAUGACCUUGGAAUGUCUGGUGGACUUGCUGGCGUGGCUCGAUACGCUGGAGGCUCACUAGCUCAAGCUAUCUACACUUCGAUCCUGGCCAACACUCAGUCGUCUCGAGCUGUACAGACAGUUCCCCGAGCAGCGAAGUCAGCAGGUGCGACAGACAACACGACAUUUGCGAUCCUUGCCGCCCUCCCAUCGGGUGCCUCUGCGCUUGAGAGCAUUCCUGGCAUCAACGGCGAGAUCCUGGCAGCAGCCAGUACGGUCUAUCAAUGGAGCUACGCUCAUGGCUUAAAGAUGACAGCGCUGGCUUCCCUCUCGUUUGGUGGACUCGGUCUUGUCAUGUGCCUCUUGUUGGAGAACAUCGACGCGAAAAUGAACGAUCAAACGAACGUCUUCCUCGAGAAUGAUGUGCACGCGGACAAGAACGAGUUCCACUAG